Molecule: messenger RNA, 1721 nt
Organism: Bufo bufo (common toad)
Lineage: Eukaryota; Metazoa; Chordata; Amphibia; Anura; Bufonidae
Gene: TEX261
Product: testis expressed 261
Exons: 8
Coding region: 581-1171 (196 amino acids)
Biological process (GO): endoplasmic reticulum to Golgi vesicle-mediated transport
Cellular component (GO): COPII-coated ER to Golgi transport vesicle; endoplasmic reticulum membrane; Golgi membrane
Molecular function (GO): COPII receptor activity
Source: RefSeq, a predicted model, not a curated record
UGGAGGAGUCUCCAGUUUCAGGCUGUACUGCUGGUGGCAGAGUCAACCGGAGGGAAAGUGGAACGGGUCGGGCGGGGUUCCCGGAGGGGGGACCACACGAGAUAGGGGGCGCUGGUGGCGGCGGCGCAUGGGAAAUUUAGGGUUCAGGGCUGAUACAGGGUGGCAUAAGGGCUCUGGAGAGUGGGGCGCAGAGAUUAGCAGAGCAGUCAGGGGGCUGUAGGGCAGGAGGCAGGGAUACGUUGUGGCAGAGCUUACAUUACAUCAGGGAUACAUUGUUGCAGAGCUUACAUUACAUCAGGGAUACAUUGUUGCAGACCCUGCACAGGGGUGCAGAGCAGUGAUACAUUGUUGCAUUGCUGUGCAGAUCGCUGAUACAUUGUUGCAGACCCUGCACAGGGGUGCAGAGCAGUGAUACAUUGUUGCAUUGCUGUGCAGAUCGGUGAUACAUUGUUGCAGACCCUGCACAGUUGGGUCUCCCACCUCUAGUUUAGGGGUUUGGAGGGGGUGCAGAGCCUCCCUUAGAGAGCAGAUUGGGGACAGCGACGCCCCAGCCCCCGCAGGAUCGGCGCUCCCCGGGACGAUGUGGUUCAUCUACGUGCUCAGCUGGCUGUCCCUGCUCAUCCAGGUGGCCUUUGUCACUCUGGCCAUAGCUGCGGGACUGUACUACCUGGCAGAGCUGAUAGAAGAGUACACGGUGGCCACCAGCAGGAUCAUAAAGUACAUGAUCUGGUUCUCCACGGCAGUUCUCAUCGGCCUCUACUUGUUCGAGAAGUUCCCCCUCGUGAUGAUCGGCGUGGGGCUCUUCACCAACGUCGUGUACUUUGGGCUGUUACAGACGUUCCCUUUUAUUAUGCUGACAUCUCCGAACUUCAUCCUCUCCUGUGCUCUGGUGGUGCUCAAUCAUUACUUGGCUUUCCAAUACUUUGCAGAAGAAUACUACCCGUUCUCAGAGGUGCUCGCUUACUUCACCUUCUGCCUCUGGCUCGUUCCCUUCGCUUUCUUUGUGUCCUUGUCCGCUGGGGAGAACGUGCUGCCAUCCACAGUACAGCACGGAGAUGACGUGGUGUCCAACUAUUUCACAAAGGGCAAGAGAGGAAAGCGCUCCGGGAUCCUCGUCAUCUUCUCCUUCAUCAAGGAGGCCAUCCUUCCCAGCCGACAGAAGAUGUACUGAGCUCAGGGUCGUGCCGCCAUGCUGAAUCACACGACGGAGACUGCAGACGGAGCAUUGUCUGUGGAUCUGAACGGCGGGAUGGUCGGAUAUAGGGCAUCAGACGGAGGGCAGCCUGGCAUCUGCAGACGCUCAGCAGCUUUCUCUUGUUAGACCUGAACCCGGUGGAUGAACUUAUUAGAGACACUAUUACUAGGAGGACAACCAACACUUGUACGGAAGAAGACCUUCUAGAUAAUUUUUUGAAUACGUUAGUGCCAACAGGUGCCCCUCCCCCCAUUUUGAUGGUUUUAGCUCCACCUAUAUAUAUGUUUUCAGCAUGGUGUCUGACAGGACUGGCCAAUAUUGUGAAUUUUCUGCACUUUUACCGGUGCGGUUCCUGUGAAAUAAAAUCACUAUUUCUUACUAGUAAUGUUUUCCAUCGACCGUGGGGCAGGUACCCAAAGCGAGACAACCCACUAACGGGUUCUGGAUUAUCGGAGGGUCAUACGGUAUGGAAAACACCGAAGGGGAGAGCCGUGGCGCCCAAAAUAAAACUUUCAUAUUAUCUACU